This is a messenger RNA of Sorex araneus (European shrew), 3465 nucleotides long. It is a transcript of the gene SUB1, whose product is annotated as SUB1 regulator of transcription. The record is from RefSeq and is a predicted model, not a curated record. The coding region runs from base 86 to 466 and encodes 126 amino acids. Gene Ontology annotation, molecular function: DNA binding; transcription coactivator activity. Gene Ontology annotation, biological process: positive regulation of transcription initiation by RNA polymerase II. NCBI's taxonomy places the organism in Eukaryota, Metazoa, Chordata, Mammalia, Eulipotyphla, Soricidae. Gene Ontology annotation, cellular component: nucleus; transcription regulator complex. The transcript has 5 exons.
GGCGCCUCUUGGCCGCCGUCAUUUCCGGUUCUCUGUCAUUCGCGAGCGAGCAGGCUGCAAGCGGGUCGGCUGCCUUCGCGGAGCAAUGCCUAAGUCAAAGGAACUUGUUUCUUCAAGCUCUUCUGGCAGUGACUCUGACAGUGAAGUGGACAAAAAGUUGAAGAGGAAAAAGCAAGUGACUCCAGAAAAACCCGUGAAAAAGCAAAAGACCGGGGAAACUUCCCGAGCCUUGGCGUCGUCCAGGCAGAGCAGCAGCAGGGACGACAACAUGUUCCAGAUUGGGAAAAUGCGGUACGUGAGUGUGCGGGACUUUAAAGGGAAGGUCCUCAUCGACAUUAGAGAGUAUUGGAUGGACACGGAAGGUGAAAUGAAGCCAGGAAGGAAAGGUAUUUCUUUAAACCCUGAGCAGUGGAGCCAGCUGAAGGAGCAGAUCGCCGACAUUGAUGAUGCAGUAAGGAAACUGUAACCCCAGAGCCAUCCAUCGCCUGGACUGUUUUAGUUCUUUUAAUCUGUCUUUUCACAUUGGCUUUUGUUUUCUAACUGUUGUUUUCCAAGCGAUUGUAUAUUUGGAUUGCAGAAUAAUUUGUAAGAUGAAGACUUUUUUUUUUUUAACGUGCAUUAUUAAAAAUGUUCUGAGUGAAGCUCACUGUCACCUUUUUUAAGGAGGACGGCUUUGUGUCCCCCACGUAGUGUAAAAUAAAAUCACGUAACACAAUCUCAACUGCCGUGGCCUUUUUUGAUCAGAAAAGUUGGUACUGCUUAAGGCCCAGUGUAUAGAUCUUUUCAUUUCAACUCAACUUUGGUAUUUUCGAAAGAUUUGCAUUGUAUUGAGUUUAAAAACCGCUUGUGAAACUCGUAGUUGAUCAGGUUUUUUUCCAGCCAGAUGUCUAGAUGUCUUAUCUUCUCUUGCCCCCGUUUUCCUUGGCUUCAUUUUCCAUAGAAACUCCGAUGUUUCGUUUGCAGUUCACAUUUUGCUGUGUUUCUUGAAUUUUCUUAAUUUGGAAAGUCUUUGUAUAACUGUCACAAUGUUAUCCUAGGUACUUGUAAUAACUGAAAACACUAUAUGAGGACUGCAAUCACUGAUUGACUGUCUCGAUGUCAUGGCCCAGAGAAGUGGCCCGGCUGGUAUGGCAGUCGAGCCAGUCCUGUCACUCCCUAGUGUUCUGUGUAGUUAACGCUCAGUUGUGUGGGAAAUAAUGACUCCGGUCGUCUGAUUUGCUUGCUCUUCCUCAGCGUGUUCACCAUGGGAUGAUGUCUCUGAAAUCAAACCCUGUUAACUAGAUUAGGAUUUAAUAAAAAUUGUGAAAACUCGGUAGUCUUAACAUUUUACUUCCUGACAUUGAGGAUGGGACACAGCCAGGAAAAGCGCCGCCUUGCCGGUCCCAGGAGGUGAUGUGGUCGGUCUCCAGAGGGAAGAUGUGUGUUUUGGCCGGGGCACACGCAGCUGCUUUGGACUCGACCUGCUGGGCCUGACCUGGGGUGUCGCUGAGUUUCAGCAGGCAUCCCGAAGUGGUUCCUACUGAACCCCACGAUGAAGCAGGCGCAGAUCCAGGCACAGAUCUGAAGAGCCGUGAAGCAAUAAAUAGAGUGUCGUGUGCCUUAGGGAAAGAAUGUGAGGGGCUUCAAGCCGAAACUGGAGAUUGUGACACUAAAGAGGAAGAACUGUCUUCAGAGUAAAUGAUGAAGUGCUUUCUUUGAUACUUAUAGGACACAGUUUCAGGUAGGAUAGUUAAAAAUAUUUCACGACGUCAAGUUUCAGGGAGCAGAAGGCACCAGAAUAUUCUUGACAGUUAUUUCUGGUAGCCAGUCUCAGAUGUUUAUUGCCAAGUCAGAGUUCACGACUACACUGUUUGAGUACUGCAUCUAAAACAUUUUCUAGGACUGUCAAGGACUUGAUAUCAAAACUGAUCUUCCAAGCAACUUAGAGUUACCUUUUCUUUAAAAAAAAAAAAUUCUGUUUUAAGCAUUUUUUACAUUAAAAAAAAAUUGCAGGUUUGAUGCCCAGCUUCACAUAUGGUCACCAUCAGGAGUAAUUCCUGAGAGCAGAGCCAGGAGUAAUUCAUGAACAUUGAGUUCCUAAUGUAUGGCCCGGCCCUCCCCGCCCCUAAAAAAAGAAAGCUUGUCUUUGGAGCACAGGGGGCCUGUUUGGUAGCUGUGGAAAGCAUUCCUUAUGUGCCUCACCAAGGGUAGUCUGAGCACAGAACUUUGAGUCGGGUAGAGGAGUGGAUAAUGGCACAUUUCCUCGGUGUGUGACUAUGGCGAAGGGAUUUGCCUUAGGAAACAAUGUGCUAGAGGAGAUGGAGCUGAAACCUGAGGGCAAAGCGUUGCUAGCUAUGCCAUGAGGUUGUUCAAAACUUUCAUAUAGGGAGUGUUUCUCCGGCAGGAUUUGGUAAGUUAACAGCAAAGCUCACUUACAUGCAUUACUGAGUCAUGCAGUGUGUAGAGUUUAAUCUGUGAGUCGGAAAGAGUGGAGAAGCAGAUGAAAGUAGAAAGCGGGUUGGAGAAAUCCCCAGUUUAACUGGCUGAUCUGCUUCGCAUGUGGACGGCCUGGGCUUAUCCCCGUCACCAUCAGGUGUGGCCCCCAAAAUCCAGGAAACAGACAUCGCAUUCAAGAGAGUGUCUCCUUACACUUCUUCCUCCUGGUAAGAUUUCUAGGAGGGGCUGGAGAGAGCUCUGGGCUAGAGUUGUGUGGUUUGCACACAGGAAACAUUUUAUUUUGUGGCAACAUGUAUGGCCCCCAGCUAUGCCAGGACUGGCCCCUCUUCCCCCAGCAUCAUUAGAUGUGUGUCCCCCCUAAAAAAAAAAUUCUAGAAAGGUAAAUGUUUGCAUUCCAAGGCAGCCAUUUCUUCUAAUGCCAAAAGGAACUUUAAUGGGCUCUGACAGGAAUUUUAGGUGACUUAGCUUUAUGUCUUUUAAAGUACCAAUGUGUAUGCGCUAAUACUUAUUUCAAGGAAUAACCACUGAAAAAAGAAAAAAGGACUUUUCCUCCUUUGUGCUAUAAUGCCGAAGAUCUUCUGAAGAAUACGCCUACCUCAUUAGCUACCAAACGGGCCACAUGUGCUCCCAAAGUGAUAAUCUGAUGUGUUUAGAAAGGAAAAAAAUACAUAUAUGUACAUCCUAGCUUGAGUAGGAAGGAUAAGAGAGGAACUGAGUGUUGUUUGAAUGUUUCUGAUGGAGGGCUGUUAUUUUAAAGAGUACUAGCCUUGAGAUAAUCUUUCCAAAAAUCCUUGGCAGUUCACUACGGAAAUUCAGCGAAAUGCGGUGGGUGUGUGGUUUUUUUUUUUUUUUAAAUUGGAAGUGGUAUUUAUCCAGAUCACUGUAGGGGAAAUAACCAAGUCACAAGUAUGUAAUCCUGUAACUGUGGAAUGAAUACCUGUUCUGUGUCUGGUACAUCUUCCAAGGAGAUGGCAAUGAUGAUAAAGCUCCGUAUUGUUUUCAAUGUUGAAAUAAAAACGAGCAAACGUG